Hippocampus comes (tiger tail seahorse) is the source of this 4075-nucleotide messenger RNA. RefSeq names its product chondroitin polymerizing factor 2 (gene chpf2). Gene Ontology annotation, cellular component: Golgi cisterna membrane. The coding region runs from base 694 to 2988 and encodes 764 amino acids. The record is from RefSeq and is a predicted model, not a curated record. Lineage: Eukaryota; Metazoa; Chordata; Actinopteri; Syngnathiformes; Syngnathidae. The transcript is spliced from 4 exons. Gene Ontology annotation, molecular function: glucuronosyl-N-acetylgalactosaminyl-proteoglycan 4-beta-N-acetylgalactosaminyltransferase activity.
ACACAGCCACGUAACUGCACGAUAAUACUGCGAUAUUUAUAAAUUAUAUUCAUACUCUAAGGCUUGGCUGUUUGAUUCUUCUAUUCAGCUCGCUAAAACUGACAAUCAACGACGAUGCUCGGCCAGGGAUGAGGAGGAGCACGGAGGAAGUGGCUAGGAGUCUUGAGCGUCGUAGCUAAAAGACGAAAAAGAGGGGAAGAGGGUGAAGGAGACAUGGAUUAGCCGUUUACCCGCGUCCUCGGAUGGGGAAGAAAAAAAAAGACAUUUAAUUGGACAGCGAGCGAUGCUGCUAGCGUGCUAGCCCGUCGUUCAGUUUUCCGCUGAUACGCUCGCUUGGUUCGACAAACUAGUUAUUUGAUGGCUAUCGUCAUUUGUAGAACAAUUUGACCCCGCCACGCACUACGAUGUUAAUGUGAAAUGGUGGCGGAUGACGUUAGGUGGUUCUCCCUUCGAACCGCUCGUAUGAGUGUUAUAAACGGUGACCGCGACACGACUGCGCCUCGAUGUUGAGCAUCUCACGGGCGUUUUAUCGGUGGGCCGAAUGAACUUGCAAAGGAUACGUGGAAGCUUGGCAAGCUGAUCGAGUGGGUGUUCGUGCUCACUGGCUUCAUUGUAUCUCGCUUCAUGUAAAUUACGUGGUGCGCCUACUUUUUUUUUCUGCGCUGGACGAGAAGAAGACGAAGGGGGGAAAAAAUGCGAAUUUCGUCCUUGCUGGCCGUGUUCCGGCCUGCUCUACCGCUGAUCCUGGGGCUGUCUCUGGGCUGCAGCCUGAGCCUGCUUAUGGUGUCGUGGACUGGAGGGGACGCGGACGAUGCUUGCGGGGGCGAGCUGGCCAACGCUGGGAGGCUUCACCUGGCCAGGGGGGACGCUCAGAGCGACGCCAAGGACGAUGCGAGAGGAGGCGAGGGCGGCGAUGAUGACUUCCAGCCGCGCAUCGUCCCCUAUCACAAGGACCCGAACCAGCAACAGCACAAGAAAGUCCUGAGAACUCGCUACAUCCACACCGAGCUGGGCAUCCGCGAGCGCCUCCUGGUGGGCGUGCUAACGUCGCGCGCCACCCUCAACACGCUGGCGGUGGCGGUGAACCGGACCGUGGCACACCACUUCCCGCGCACCUUCUUCUUCACGGGCCUGCGCAGCGCUAAGGCGCCGCACGGCAUGGCGGUGGUGGCUCACGGCGACGACCGGCCCGUUUGGCUCAUGUAUGAGACAGUGCGCCACCUGCACCGGCAGCACGGCGCCGACUACGACUGGUUCUUGCUGGCCCAGGACGACACGUACAUGCAGGCGGAGCGGCUGAGCGGGCUGGUGGGCCACCUGAGCGCCGGCCAAGACCUCUACAUGGGCCGUGCCGAAGAGUUCAUCGGUGGCGAGGAGAAGGCGCGCUACUGCCACGGUGGCUACGGCUACCUGCUGUCGCGCAGCCUGCUGGCGCGCCUGCAGCCGCACCUGGACGCCUGCCGCAACGACAUUCUCAGCGUCAGGCCCGACGAGUGGCUCGGCCGCUGCAUCAUCGACUACCUGGGACUCAGCUGCGUCGAGAUCCACCAGGAGAUGACGUACCGCUACUUCGAGCUGGGCAAGAACGCCGACCCAGAGCGCGAGGACAGCCCUGCGUUCAAGCAUGCCUUCACCGUGCAUCCCGUGUCAGAGCCCAACCUCAUGUACCGACUGCACAAGCGCUUCAGCCAGAUCGAGUUGGACUGGACCUACGCGCAGAUCCAGGAGCUGCAGACGCAGAUCGGUAACCUGAGCGAGCUGACGCCGGAAGGCGCGGCGGGCGCCACGUGGCCGGUGGGCAUCAACGCUCCGUUCAAGCCCCGCACGCGCUUCGAGGUGCUCAACUGGGACUACUUCACCGAGGAGCACAUCCACGCGUGCACCGACGGCUCGCCCAAAUGCGAGCUGCGCGGCGCUGACCGCGCCGACGUGGCCGGCGUGCUGGAGGCGGCGCUGGAGCGUCUCAACGCGCGCUACCAGCCGCGGCUGCGCUUCCUCAAGCGGCGCCUGCUCAACGGCUACCGCCGUUUCGACCCCACGCGCGGCAUGGAGUACGUGCUGGACCUGGCGCUGGAAGCGUACACGCAGAAGGGCCGCAGCCGGGUCAUCGCCAAGCGGGUGCAGCUGCUGCGCCCGCUCAGCGCCGUGGAGAUCAUCCCCAUGCCUUACGUGACGGAGGCCACGCGGGUGCAGCUCAUCCUCCCCGUCACGGCGCAGGAGCGCCAGCAGGUGGCCGCCUUUCUGGACACGUACGCCGCCAAUGCGCUGGACACACGCGACAAUGCCCUCCUCACCGUCCUCUUCGUCUACGACCCCUUCGAGGCGCAGCGCGUCAGCCGCGAGGAUGUGUUCGCCGGCGCCAAGGCGGCCAUCGGCGAGGCCGAGAAGCGCUACCGCGACAUCAAGAUCCCGUGGAUCAGCGUCAAGACCGAGGUGCCGUCGCAGGUCAAGCUGAUGGACGUCAUCUCCAAGAAGCACCCGGUGGACACGCUCUUCUUCCUGGCCAGCGUGUGGACCGAGGUCAACGGCGACUUCCUCAACCGCUGCCGCAUGAACGCCAUCAGCAGCUGGCAGGUCUUCUUCCCGGUGCACUUUCAGGAGUUCAGCCCGGCCGUGGUGCCGCGGCCCUCCACCUCGGCCGCCGACCCGCUCCGGGACGGCCACUUUGACCGGCGCGUGUUCGACGAGGCCUGCUUCUACAACGCCGACUACAUGAGCACCCGGGCCAAGAUGGCGGCCGAGGCGUUGGACAACGAGGAACUGCUGGAGAGCAUGGAUGUGUACGACGUCUUUGUGCGCUACUCCGGCCUGCACGUCUUCCGCGCGGUGGAGCCGGCGCUAGUGCAGAAGUACGCGACGCGCCAGUGCAACCCGCGCUUUAGCGAGGACAUUUACCACAGGUGCGUGCUGAGCAACCUGGAGGGACUGGGCUCCCGCGCGCAGCUCGCCGCCGCGCUCUUCCAGCACGACCAGGCCAACAGCACUUAGGCCGCCGCCGACGCCACAUUUACGCUCUUUUAACUUUUAAAACAAUUCCAGGUUCAAAGUUAUUCUUAAUUUAAACUAAAGCAGUUUUAUUCCAUGUCACAAUUUUGUCAAAAGAAAAUGAAUGAAUAGCAUUUCCAUUUGUGUGUGUUUGGUGUCCUUGAACUACUGGAGUAAAGUAAGGCGUCAAGUUGCACCCUUUUCAAAAUAAGUACAUUGAAAUGUUUCGAAACUCCUGAACUCAGGUUCACGUUUGAUGAUGGUGUUACAUUGGAGCAUAAAAAGUAGCUGGUCCUCCCUCCACAGGAUGGCGCCCAGUUGCCCAGCAUAAAACAUAGCUGAAUGGCUCACUUGAUUACAAGCUGUGAAAGGGGACUUUUUUUGGGAGCGGGGGGCCACUGGGUGCCUUGAAAGUCGUGCCACAAUGCAAUGCCUGUGCCCGUGACGCUCGCUGGAACGCCACCCGGUUUCCUGCUUGCCUUUCGAGGAGAUGGAACACGUCACGACAACGUCCCAGCGCAUACUUUUCUUUUUUUUUCUAUCUCGUGGCAACUUGCAAGGAUGAUUCCUCCACACUGACUCAUGUCGCAAUAAGCGUUACACAAGUGCACAUCUAUGAUCAAGUCAGCUAAUUGAUCCUACCCAACCACCAAUUGUGACAACCGAUUGUAAUCCAGAACAGGGUGUUAAGCUGGAAAAAAAAAAACUUAUUGAAAAAACACCCAAAAAAAGAGAACAAACAUAAGCAAGGGGGCGUAGCCCAAAAAUUUUCACUGGGGUGGCCAGGGUGAUAUAACAUCUCACUGGCCACACAGUAGGUGCUCAGUGACCCCUGCGAAUGCUCAUAACCUCCUCUCUAACUGAGAAGCCAUUGUUUCUCAUAGCAUCCACAGUCAAGCUUUCAUGAAAUCAAAAACACACACAUGUCCAGAACUUUGCUCAACGAAUACAAUAUAGUACUCAUCAUCCAAGUAGGAUCAAGUUUUGAACAAACUCGUUUUGAAAUCAGAGGCUAGUAAAAGCAGCUUGUUCAAAUAUUAUGACAUUUAUUUUAAAAGGGUGUUUGGUAACAAAAAAAAAAUGCUCAAAU